This is a messenger RNA of Aspergillus uvarum CBS 121591, 1719 nucleotides long. Its product is annotated as amino acid permease. Gene Ontology annotation, cellular component: membrane. Gene Ontology annotation, biological process: transmembrane transport. Lineage: Eukaryota; Fungi; Ascomycota; Eurotiomycetes; Eurotiales; Aspergillaceae. The record is from RefSeq and is a predicted model, not a curated record. Bases 1 to 1719 code for a protein of 572 amino acids. The transcript is spliced from 3 exons. Gene Ontology annotation, molecular function: transmembrane transporter activity.
AUGUCUGUCUCUGAGCAUAAUAUCAAAACUGCUCUGAAGGCACCGAUAUAUGCGGAUGUCAAUCAUGCGCCCGUCACUAGUAUCUUGCCCGAGGGCGACCUCCCUUACACCGAUCAUGCGAUGGAUGCGGAUGAAAGAGUGAUCGUGGCCCUCGGAUACAAGCAAGAAUUCAAGCGCGAGUUUGGGCUAUGGACCACUUUCUGCGUGAGCUUCUCGGUACUCGGCUUGCUCCCCUCGUUCGCGAGUACAAUAUACUACGAAGGCAUGGGCUAUGCAGGAACUGCCGGUAUGGUCUGGGGGUGGAUUGUCGCCAUGUUGUUCAUCCAGUGUGUCGCGAUGUCUAUGGCCGAGCUAUGCUCCGCAAUGCCCACUAGCGGUGGUCUAUACUAUGCAGCGGCUGUCCUUGCACCACCAGGCUAUGGACCUUUUGCUGCGUGGAUCACCGGAUGGUCCAACUGGAUCGGGCAGAUCACCGCAGCACCGUCGGUCGACUACGCCCUAAGUGCCAUGAUCCUGGCGGCUGCCUCGAUCACAAACCCCGACUACGUGCCUACCAAUUGGCAAACCUUCUUGUUAACCACAUUCAUCAUGAUCAUUCAUACCGGGAUCAGCAGCAUGCCCACCCGGUGGGUUGCUCGAGUUAAUUCUUGGGGCUCAACGUUCAAUAUUCUCGCACUGAUCGUGACACUCAUCGCAAUUCCCGCGGGGACGACGAACGAGCCGAAAUUCACCCCCUCCAAGGAGGUCUGGGGCACUAUUACCAAUCUGACUGACUUUCCCGACGGAGUCGCGGUGCUCAUGACCUUUGUUGGUGUUAUCUGGACGAUGUCUGGGUACGACUCGCCCUUUCAUCUCAGCGAGGAAUGCUCCAACGCCAACAUUGCCUCGCCGCGGGCGAUUGUCAUGACCUCUGGAGUGGGGGGAGUGUUUGGCUGGUUCCUGCAGCUCGUGGUCGCCUACACGGUGACCGACAUCAACGCUGUUCUGGACUCUGAUCUGGGACAGCCAUGGGCAUCCUAUCUGUUGCAGGUCCUUCCGCAGAAGAUUGCGCUGGCUGUUCUAGCUCUCACCAUAAUCAGCGGCUUCUCCAUGGGCCAGGGUUGCAUGGUAGCCGCAUCCCGAGUCACUUACGCCUACGCUCGAGAUGACUGCUUCCCUCUGUCGGGCAUCUGGAAGAAGGUCAACACCCACACUCAGACACCCGUCAACGCGGUCAUCCUCAAUGGGGUUCUUGGGAUUUUGAUGUGUCUCCUAAUGCUGGCCGGUUCCACGGCCAUCGGAGCCCUGUUCUCGAUCGGUGCCAUCGCGCAGUUCUUUGCCUUUGCUGUUCCCAUUGCCAUCCGGGUAUUCUUUGUAGGGAAUCGGUUUCGCAAGGGACCCUGGCAUCUGGGUCCCUUCGGCCCCUGGAUCGGGGGCGCGGGCGUGGCGUUCGUCCUCCUCAUGAUCCCAAUCCUUUGUCUCCCCAGCGUCACCGGCAGCGACCUGACUCCCGAUCUGAUGAACUGGACGUGUCUGGUCUGGGGCGCGCCGAUGCUGGCGGUGGUCAUCUGGUGGUUCAUCGACGCGCACAAAUGGUUCAAGGGUCCCGUCGUCAACGUGGAGCAUGCGAUCCACGCCGUCCAGGACCAAACGAUCAUCGACGGACUGGGGGAGGAUGACGAAGUCGUUGGCCACGAGGCAGAACCGGCGCAUCCGUCGAGUAAGUCUUCUGCGAAGUAG